This is a messenger RNA of Scheffersomyces stipitis CBS 6054, 988 nucleotides long. RefSeq names its product translation initiation factor 6. Bases 1 to 738 code for a protein of 245 amino acids. The transcript has a single exon. The record is from RefSeq and is a predicted model, not a curated record. Gene Ontology annotation, biological process: ribosomal subunit export from nucleus; maturation of 5.8S rRNA; cytosolic ribosome assembly. Gene Ontology annotation, cellular component: preribosome, large subunit precursor; cytosol; nucleolus. NCBI's taxonomy places the organism in Eukaryota, Fungi, Ascomycota, Pichiomycetes, Serinales, Debaryomycetaceae. Gene Ontology annotation, molecular function: ribosomal large subunit binding.
AUGGCUACGAGAACUCAAUUUGAAAACUCCAACGAAGUCGGUGUUUUUUCCAAGUUAACCAAUUCCUACAACUUAGUUGCCGUAGGAGGAUCGGAAAACUUCUACUCAGCUUUUGAAGCUGAAUUAGGAGAUGUCAUUCCUAUUGUCCACACCACCAUUGCUGGAACCCGUAUUGUCGGUAGAAUGACUGCCGGUAAUAGACGUGGUUUAUUGGUGCCCACUCAGACCACUGACCAAGAAUUAAUGCAUUUAAGAAACUCGUUACCUGAUGCUGUUAAGAUCCAGAGAGUUGAAGAAAGAUUGUCUGCUUUGGGUAACGUGAUCUGUUGCAAUGAUUACGUGGCGUUGGUACACCCAGAUAUCGAGAGAGAAACCGAAGAGUUGAUUGCUGAUGUGUUGGGUGUCGAAGUUUUCCGUCAAACUAUCGCCGGUAACGUCUUGGUAGGUUCCUACUGUUCGUUGUCUAACCAAGGUGGUAUAGUCCAUCCUCAAACUUCUAUCCAGGACCAAGAAGAAUUGUCUUCUUUGUUACAAGUUCCUUUGGUCGCUGGUACUGUUAAUAGAGGUUCGUCAGUUGUCGGUGCUGGUAUGGUUGUGAAUGAUUGGUUGGCUGUCACCGGUUUGGACACCACUGCUCCUGAAUUGUCUGUUAUUGAAUCUAUCUUCAGAUUGCAAGAUGCUCAGCCAGAAUCCAUUUCUGGUAACUUGAGGGACACCUUGAUCGAAACCUACUCGUAAAUACGUUAAUCAAGGUCGGUUCAUUUGCAUUUGAAUGGGUUCUGUCCAUUCUGCUCUUUUAAAAGUUGCAUUCAACUCUGGUCACUACACUUGACCUAGCGGCGCUACCAUAUUUCUAGAUUAUAAAGUCAGGAAGUAAUUCGACUGGUCAGGUGGCGGGAUUUUCUCUUGUACGGUAUUUUGCUCUGCGGACAACCGUCUGUAGAUUGUAUAUUAGCAUUCAAUAAACAUCAAUAAUGGGAAACAAAAC